Messenger RNA from Puntigrus tetrazona (Sumatra barb), 1403 nucleotides. Its product is annotated as protein lifeguard 1-like. The record is from RefSeq and is a predicted model, not a curated record. Lineage: Eukaryota; Metazoa; Chordata; Actinopteri; Cypriniformes; Cyprinidae. Gene Ontology annotation, cellular component: endoplasmic reticulum; Golgi apparatus; membrane. The coding region runs from base 161 to 1219 and encodes 352 amino acids. The transcript is spliced from 7 exons. Gene Ontology annotation, biological process: negative regulation of apoptotic signaling pathway.
GCGGGAUGUUGUUUGUCGGUCGUUACGCGCUCGUGCUGAGUGUCGGGCCGGUCCGGGCUCGUUUCGGCGGCUUCCCGGAGAUCUUCACAGCUUUUCGGCGCUUCUUUUGAUCUUUCGGGGAAGUAACGUCACUGAUUGAGGAACAGAGGAACAGAAAUGAAUGAAACAAGAAAAGUUAAUGAUCGUCUUCAUAGUGGAUGUGUUUCUGACGUUAUGCUGUAAAACAUACAGUAGCCUAGUCAUUUAUUUAAUUAUUUUUGUCCUGAGAGAUCCAGUGAUGGCACGCAAUAAUAGCAGCUACGCUCCUUUUGAAAACCCUCCCCAUGUCUCGGGCGCGGAUCAGCCCCCGGCGUACGACGCCUCGCUCCCUCCGGUGGCCGGCGUUCCCGUCGCCGUUCCCGCCGGAGCGCCGUACCCUCCGCCCAACGCCUUCGGGAACCCGGCGUACGGCGGCGGAGCCUACGAACAGCCGCUUCCGUACGAAGUGACGAUGGUCGAACCGGGACACAGUGAUCCUCCUCCGGUCUACGACAACGAGCAGUUCGACGGCUUCGGACUCGAUAAUAAAACCAUCAGGAGACUGUUCAUCCGCAAGGUUUUCGCCGUCUUGAGUGUUCAGCUGGCCAUCACCUGCGGCUUCGUGGCCCUCUUCACGUUCGAGCCUCACGUCAAGCGCUACGUGAAGCAGAACGUCUGGACGUACUGGGUGGGCUACAUGGUGUUCCUCGUGCCCUACCUAGUGAUCCUGUGCUGCGGAGAGUUUCGUAGGAAGCACCCGUGGAACCUGGUUUCUCUGAGCGUCCUGACUCUGGCGAUGUCCUACAUGGUGGGAGUGAUCUCCAGCUUCUACGACACUGAUAUCGUGAUGAUGGCGGUCGGUAUCACGGUGCUGGUCUGCUUCACGGUCAUCGUCUUCUCUCUGCAGACCAAAUAUGACUUCACUUCCUGUUACGGCGUGCUGUUCAUCUGCUUCAUCGUCCUGAUGUUCUUCGGGAUCCUGUGCAUCUUCAUGUACAGCAGGAUUCUGGACCUGAUCUAUUCGGCGCUGGGCGCUCUGAUCUUCACCUGCUUCCUGGCCGUGGACACACAGAUGCUUCUCGGGAACAAGAGCCUGUCUCUGAGUCCCGAGGAGUACGUCUUCGCCGCGCUCAACCUCUACCUGGACAUCAUUCAGAUCUUCCUGUACCUUCUGCGGAUCCUGGGAAGAAGCCGUGGUUAGAAGCGCUCCGCCGGAGGAACAAACACACGCUGAGCCGCUCUUUUACUUCUGUUUUACAUUUUCUUUCACUUUCGUGAGCAGACACGACAGCGAUGAAAGCAUGUGUCCGUCUGCUCCUUAUCUGUUCUUGGUUUUUAUGCAUUUUGGUUUUAUUCUAAAGAAGGGAAUAAAGACAUUUUCUCAA